AUGGCCGGGGACGUGUCUCGGAUUCCAGAGAGCACAGUCACCGAUGCCGAGCGCUGUCACCCCCGUCGCUCCCUGCCUCCGAGCGAGAAACCCGUCACCCCUGCCAACGCCGGCCUCCCGCCGCCGCCGGCCGUCCUCGCCCAGGCCCCACGACUGCCUGGUUGGCAGCAGGUCCCCGAGGGACACAACGGCACGGAAUCCUCACGCCGGCAGCCCCGGCAGGGAAGGCAGAAUCCUCUGUUCUGCUGGAGGGGUUCCUGCAGAGCCCUCCUUUUUCCCCCCCCCGGGGCUUUGCACCCCCAUUGUCCCACUGCACCCAAGCACUGGGCACAGCCCGAGCCUGCCGCUGGGACAGCCCUGCUUGGGCUCCCGUUCCCCAUCCCCUCCUCUGCCAGCCAAGGGAGCCCUUCCCACCCCAAGGGUGCCCUCUCCCCAGGUGUCCCCACAGCCCAGCCGGCAGCGGGUGGCCGAGCCGGUGUCACAGAGCUUCUCUUUCCUCUUCCAGGCCAGUCGUGGAAGGCGCUGAGCGCCAGCGACAAGCGUCCCUUCGUGGAAGAGGCAGAGAGGCUGCGAAUCCAGCAUCUCCAGGAUCACCCCAACUACAAGUACCGCCCAAGGAGAAAGAAGCAAGCCAAGAAAAUCAAGAGGAUGGAACCCAAUAUCCUCCUGCAUAACCUUUCCCAGCCUUGCAGUGACAACUUCAGCAUGAGUCACCAUGGCGGCAGCCAGCCGGGCCACCCCCAGCCUCCCCCACUUAACCACUUCAGAGAACUCCACUCCAUGGGGUCGGAUAUUGAAAACUAUGGCUUGCCAACUCCUGAGAUGUCUCCCUUGGAUGUCUUGGAACAGACCGAGCCGGCGUUUUUCCCUCCGCACAUGCAGGAUGACUGCAACAUGAUGCCCUUUCGAGGCUACCACCACCAUCACCAGAUGGAGUUUCCCCAGGAGAAGUGCAUGGGGCGGGACGUGGCGGUGCCCUACGCGCAGACCCCCUCGCACUUGGCCGACGCCAUGAGGACUCCCCAUCCCUCCAGCAUAUACUACAACCAGAUGUGCUCGGGAACUCAGAACGGGCUUUCCGCCCACCUGGGCCAGCUCUCGCCCCCACCCGAAGCCCACCACAUGGAGAGCGUGGAUCACUUGAACCAAACCGAGCUCUGGACAGACGUUGACCGCAACGAGUUUGACCAGUAUUUGAACAUGAGCAGGACUCGUCCCGAAGCCUCGGGACUCCCUUACCAUGUCUCCCUGUCCAAAGUGACUCCUAGGAGCAUCUCCUGCGAGGAGAGCAGCUUGAUAUCCGCCCUGUCCGAUGCCAGCAGCGCUGUUUACUAUAGCCCCUGCAUCACCGGUUACGUUUUGCCAGCCCGGCGGUGCGUGAGCAUAUACUACAACCAGAUGUGCUCGGGAACUCAGAACGGGCUUUCCGCCCACCUGGGCCAGCUCUCGCCCCCACCCGAAGCCCACCACAUGGAGAGCGUGGAUCACUUGAACCAAACCGAGCUCUGGACAGACGUUGACCGCAACGAGUUUGACCAGUAUUUGAACAUGAGCAGGACUCGUCCCGAAGCCUCGGGACUCCCUUACCAUGUCUCCCUGUCCAAAGUGACUCCUAGGAGCAUCUCCUGCGAGGAGAGCAGCUUGAUAUCCGCCCUGUCCGAUGCCAGCAGCGCUGUUUACUAUAGCCCCUGCAUCACCGGUUAGGUUGGCCCCACCGCCCGAUGCUCUCGCCGGGAGAGCCCCGUCUCUCCCCUUAAAAAAAUAAAAACCAAAAAAGCCAUCCUCCUUUAACCACGAGCUCCAUAAUAUUUAGAGUAUCUCAUUAAAUGCAUCGCUUUUUUUGUUCGUUUUUUUGGUUUCGUUUGUGUUUUUUUUUAAUUUUUUUUAAAUUUUUUUUUAAUUUUUGUUUUUGUUUUUGUUUUCUAGAGGAAAAAAAAAAUAAACCAUGCUGAACUCACUGAUAUACCGUAUAACUAUAUAACACAGAUAGAUGCCUUUCCCCAGCACUAGCCUGCCUGCCGCGCUCCCCGCUCCAGCCCCCGGCAGGGCACAGCUCCAGCUCCCACCAGCUCCGAGGGGCAUCAUGAAGCCUGUUCCAGUAAAUCCUGCCCAAAACAACCACCGCCAGGACCAGCCAAACCUGCCCCCCCAGUAUUUAACCCAAGGGCAGGAGAACUUGUGGAGGUGGGGGGAGAAACUUUUAAGGAAGACUUUGCCGGGGCCGUUAAAGAGUCGGCGCCUGUUAGGGGUGGGCUUUAGGACAGUUUUUACUGUAUUCUCAGCAAUAUAUUUUAAUUGGGCAACAAAACUAUAUUUUUACUAAGCAUUUUUAUAUAUAAAAUGGUAUUUAAUGUCUUCUGGGUUUGUUUUUUUUAUUAGACUUUUUAAAAAUAAAUCAAGGGAUAUCCAUGAGAUCUAAAGCAUUUAUGUAGCAAAGCUGGAUUUAAAGAAACAAAAAAAAAAGUGGGGGGGGGGAACAGGAGAUAUUUUGUGAAAAGGGAAUGACAAUGUAAAUAUUGUGGAACAAUUGACUGGAAUUUUGUACAAAAGAAAAAUAUGACUGCAAACACUUUUAUUGUCUAGAACUGUAUGGAGAGCAAACUGUUUUAUACUGGUUAAUUAUUAAAACAUCUUCAUAUAAUUGUUCCCA
This is a messenger RNA of Calidris pugnax (ruff), 2650 nucleotides long. It is a transcript of the gene SOX18, whose product is annotated as SRY-box 18. Gene Ontology annotation, molecular function: RNA polymerase II cis-regulatory region sequence-specific DNA binding; DNA-binding transcription factor activity, RNA polymerase II-specific. The transcript has 3 exons. Gene Ontology annotation, biological process: lymphangiogenesis; positive regulation of transcription by RNA polymerase II; angiogenesis. The coding region runs from base 1 to 1704 and encodes 567 amino acids. NCBI's taxonomy places the organism in Eukaryota, Metazoa, Chordata, Aves, Charadriiformes, Scolopacidae. The record is from RefSeq and is a predicted model, not a curated record.